Hevea brasiliensis (rubber tree) is the source of this 2392-nucleotide messenger RNA. RefSeq names its product L-type lectin-domain containing receptor kinase VIII.1-like. Gene Ontology annotation, cellular component: plasma membrane. NCBI's taxonomy places the organism in Eukaryota, Viridiplantae, Streptophyta, Magnoliopsida, Malpighiales, Euphorbiaceae. The coding region runs from base 163 to 2265 and encodes 700 amino acids. Gene Ontology annotation, biological process: protein phosphorylation. The record is from RefSeq and is a predicted model, not a curated record. The transcript has a single exon. Gene Ontology annotation, molecular function: ATP binding; carbohydrate binding; protein kinase activity.
CGCUUUUGGUUUCUUCUGUUUUUAAGCCCAAGAAUACAAAUCUCUUCUUCACUCCAUCUCUCUUAGCCCGUGAACUCGUCUCUCAUCUCCUUCUCUGGUUCUCUGUGACGUUCCCAUAAGCACAAGAAUAUUCUUUCUAAUGGCCAUUCACUAGCUAACCAAAUGUUUUCUAUUUCUUUCUUUCAUCUGUUUUUGCUCUGUUUUCUUGUAUUAGCCACCGCCACUACUGAAUUCGACUUCGGUACUUUAACUCUAAGCAGCCUCAAGCUCCUCGGAGACGCCCACUUAAACAAUGGGAGUGUUCGCCUCACUCGUGACCUCGCCGUCCCCACCUCCGGUGCAGGAAAAGUUCUUUAUUCUAAGCCAGUUAGAUUUCGGCAACCCAGUACUCACUCUAUUACGAGUUUCACCACUUUUUUCUCAUUCUCUGUUGCCAAUCUAAACCCGUCAUCUAUUGGUGGCGGGCUUGCAUUUGUCAUCUCGCCGGAGUCCGAAACUAUUGGUGCUGCCGGCGGGUGUCUUGGACUCCUCAACUCUGAUGGGAUUGGCUCGGGUUUCGUGGCUGUCGAAUUUGAUACUCUCAUGGACGUGGAGUUCAAAGACAUUAAUGGAAAUCAUGUGGGUUUGGAUCUGAACAGUAUGGUUUCUUCUCAGACUGGUGAUUUAGGUGCUAUAAAUAUCGAUCUUAAGAGCGGUGAUCUUGUUAAUGCGUGGAUCGAGUACGAUGGGACCAAUCGUGGCCUUAACGUCUCGGUUUCAUACUCCAAUCUUAAACCCAACGAGCCGAUUCUAUUGCUUAGUCUUGAUCUAGAUCAGUACGUGAAUGAUUUUAUGUACGUUGGGUUCUCUGGGUCGACGCAGGGAAGCACAGAGGUCCAUAGUAUUGAGUGGUGGAGUUUUAGUUCUUCCUUCGACUCAAUAUCUGGUUCUGGGUCAUCUUCUCCGCCAUCUCCAACGACUAGUUUGACGAACCCAACGGCGAAUUCUGGAAAGUCCCCGCCGCCAUCAUUGGCUCCCACUGGUUCUGAUUCGAUUAAUAGUCAAGCAAAGAACAGCAAGUCUUCUUCGUGUCAUAACCAGCUCUGUAAGCAAGGACCAGGGGCCGUUGCAGGGGUGGUUACCGCAAGUGCUUUUUUAGCCAUUUUUGCUGGUGUUCUAAUCUGGGUAUUCUCCAAAAGGUACAAGCAAGUAAAAAAUACCGAGUCUUUUGCGUCAGAAGUUAUCAAAAUGCCAAGGGAAUUUAGCUACAAGGAGCUCAGAUCAGCCACGAGAUGCUUCAAUGCAAAUAGAAUAAUAGGACAUGGUGCAUUUGGGACUGUUUAUAAGGGCAUAUUGCCAGAGACUGGCGACAUUGUAGCAGUGAAGAGAUGUAGUCAUAAUAGCCAAGGAAAGAAUGAGUUUUUAUCUGAACUGUCUAUAAUUGGUACUCUUAGGCAUCGAAAUCUUGUUCGGCUUCAAGGGUGGUGUCAUGAGAAAGGUGAAAUCUUAUUGGUUUAUGAUUUAAUGCCCAAUGGAAGCCUUGACAAAGCAUUGUUUGAAGCGAGGACACCUCUUCCAUGGCCACAUAGGAGAAAAAUUUUACUUGGUGUUGCUUGUGCUCUGGCUUACUUGCAUCAAGAAUGUGAGAACCAGGUGAUUCAUAGAGAUGUUAAGACUAGCAAUAUUAUGCUAGAUGAAGGGUUUAAUGCAAGAUUAGGAGAUUUUGGCUUGGCUAGACAAAUUGAGCAUGAUAAAUCACCAGAUGCAACAGUAGCUGCAGGUACAAUGGGAUACUUAGCUCCAGAGUAUUUAUUAACAGGAAGAGCUACUGAGAAAACUGAUGUGUUUAGCUAUGGAGCUGUGGUUCUUGAGGUGGCUAGUGGGAGAAGACCAAUUGAGAAAGAAACUACUGGGGUUGGAAAAGUUGGGGUUAACAACAAUUUGGUGGAAUGGGUUUGGAGUUUACACAGAGAAGGAAGAUUGCUAAUGGCAGCUGAUGCAAGACUUGAAGGUGAAUUUGAUGAGAAUGAAAUGAGAAGGGUUCUGCUGGUUGGGCUAGCUUGCUCUCACCCUGACCCAUUGGCUAGACCGACAAUGAGGACUGUAGUCCAAAUGUUCGAAGGUGAGGCUGAAGUCCCUAUCGUUCCAAGAGCCAAACCUACUAUGAGUUUCAGCACUUCCCAUCUAUUGUUGAGCUUGCAGGAUAGUGUGUCAGACUGCAAUGGCAUGGUCACCAUCUCAACUUCCUCAUCAGAAAAUAGUUAUAUUGGUGAUGACAUAGUUUGAUCCAAAAAUGGACGAGUGGGAUUCCACAACUUUUGUUUAUUAACUCAUAAUUAUAUUAUUAUUCGUUUUUGUAUUUAUAACAAAAUAACAUUCAAUAUAUAUAAUAUCACAAGCGGCUUAGGGGUAA